This is a messenger RNA of Mauremys mutica (yellowpond turtle), 623 nucleotides long. RefSeq names its product chromosome 15 C19orf33 homolog (gene C15H19orf33). The record is from RefSeq and is a predicted model, not a curated record. The coding region runs from base 193 to 471 and encodes 92 amino acids. NCBI's taxonomy places the organism in Eukaryota, Metazoa, Chordata, Testudines, Geoemydidae. The transcript has 4 exons.
GAGCCCGGACGCCUGGGUUCUCUCCCCCCGCCCGUCUGUGCCAGGCUGAGCCCCAGGCUGGGGCGAGGCGUUUGCACGCAGAGCCGGGGGGGCCGGGGGGGGCCGGGCACAAGGUUCGCUCGGUCCCGCCCUGGAGCUGCCCAUAAAGCCCCGCCCGGCCCGGCCCGGCCGCGACUCGGGCUGCGGAGCAGGAUGGAUUGUAACCGGGCGGCGGCUUCUGGCUCGGACCCCAAGAAACAUGAGGCGGGGAAGGAGGGGGGGCACCCGCCUCACGCGGGGCCCCCCCAGCACAAGGACGGGCCGGGAUCCUCCUCGGACUCCAGCAGCAGCUCCAGUGAGAGCGACGGGGGGCACCACGGCAAGCCCCACGGCCCAGGCCACGUGCACAAGGAGAAGAAGAAGAAGAAGCUGAACAAGGAGAAGGAGAAGAAGGAGAAGAAGGAGAAGUCCAAGGAGAAGAAGAGCCACUGAUGGCAGCGCCAGGCCCGGCCGCGUCUCACCCAGACUCCACCCCUGGAUCUGGGCAGAGACCCGGCGGCUCAGCCUGGCACCCGCGGCCGUCGGCUGGUAUCUUGGGAGCCUGCCCUUUGGAGCCUUCAUUGAAAUAAACAAGCUCCGACCCA